GCAGCGCACCGCCACCGUGCGCGACCUGAAGAUGGCGCUGCGCAGCGCCGUCGAGCUCGAGCUGGCGCGCCGCGGCGGCCGGCGGCGGGCCAUCAGCUGGCGGUACGUGUGGCGCGCCAACUGGCUCUCGUUCGGCGGCCGGCGGCUGAAGGACGAUAACGCCCGACUGGAGAAGCUUGGUAUAGGUAACCGGGCCGAGGUCCGGUUCGUGAAGAGGAUCCGCGCCAAGCGAGGACAGCGCGACAAGAAGGGCGGCCAGGUGUGAUCGGAUACACUCAGGGCCAUGUCCAGUAAGAAGAAACCUGCUCGCUUGUCUCGCGGCGGCAGCACGCCGCAGAAGUCUGUCCGCCCGUCGUCUGCUCAGUGGCACCACUGCGGCCAGUGUGACACCUGGCUGCCAGAACCGGCGUCCGACGGUCAGUGCUGCCUGUCGCCUCCUCCGCGCGGCUGCGUGCGCGCCGGACGGCUGUUGGCUAGUGGCUGGCUGCAGCCAGCGCCACAGCAGGCCUGGCCGCCCGGCUGGGCGCGCGCGCUCUGUCUGGUACCGGCGCCAGCGGCGAGCGCGCUGGGCCUGCGCGCUGGGGACCGGGUUCAGGUAGUGUGCGGCCGGCGCCGCGCCGUCUGCCGCCUGUGGCCGCUGCCGGCCGGCACCGACAGCCCGCCGGCGGCUGUGGCAGUGCCGGAGCCGACGGCCGCCCGGCUGACACCGCUGGACGAGCCGCCCGCGCUGCGCCCGGUGACCGGAGCGCUGCUGCCGGCCGCUCGACUCCAACUCGCCCCCGACCGGGCGCUGCCGUUCGCCGGCACCGACCGCUUCCGGGAGCAGUUGGCGGCCGAGACGCGUGGCCUGGUGUUCGGCGUCGGCGACCGCUACGUCACCUCCUUCAUGGGCACGCCCCUGACACUCACAGUCACCGAGGUAACCGAGGCCGGAGCGGAAGACGAACUGGCGUGCCGACUGGCGCGGUUGGCCGUGUCCGGCUCGGAGCUCCCAGCUGGCGGUGGGGACGCACCGGCUGUGGUUCAAUCACCUCGGAACUCCGAGAGACGUGCGAACCUUGACGACCGACUGGUAGAGGUGGCGGAGGAGACUGAGCUAGUCGUAUCUCUCUCCUCGGAGCCGGCCCCGCCGCCACCCCCGCCACCGCGACUGGGAGGGUUGACGGACACGCUCAAAUACCUGCGCUCAAUGAUCGAUCAGGUGCUGAAGGAGUGGCGGCCCGACGACGCUCGGCCGGCGCUCGAGCUGCCUCGUGGUGUUCUUCUCUGGGGGCCGUCUGGCACGGGGAAGAGCGCUCUGGCGACGGUACUGGCGGCGGAGUAUGGCUCCAGGUUCCAUCUGAUCCGCGGCGCCCAGCUGGCGAGCAAGUACCAGGGCGGUACCGAGGAGAACCUGAGGAACAGUUUCGAGGCGGCGCGCCGCCUCCGCCCGGCCGUGCUGUUCAUUGACAAUGUGGAGGCGGUGGCGGGUCGGUCGGACACCGGCUCGGAGCGUCAGCGCCGGCUGCUCACUUGUCUCCUCUCGCUACUGGACGAUGCCGCCGGGCUGGCCGUGGUGGCCGCCACCGCCGCGCCGGGCUCUCUGGACCCGGCCGUGCGCCGCGCCGGCCGCCUGGACCGUGAGCUGGAGCUGACGGUGCCCCGACCGGCGGACAGGACAGAGAUCCUCACCGCCCUGCUGCCCGGCCGGCCGGCCGACCAGCUGGCCGCCGUCGCCGCCGCCGCGCACGGUUAUGUAGGCGCCGAUCUGCGUGCGGUGGUCAGUGAGGCCCGCCUUCUAGCCACGGAGAGGAGCGAACACGAGCCGACGCUGGCCGAUCUGAUGGCAGCUCUGCGCCGUGUCAAACCCAGCGCCAUGCGAGAGGUGCUCGUGGAGGUGGCUGACGUUAGGUGGAAGGAUAUUGGAGGCCAGGAGGCGCUCAAACUGAGACUGAAACAGGCUGUUGAUUGGCCCAUCAACCACCCAGAGGCGUUCAAACGGAUGGGCGUCACACCGCCGAAAGGCGUGCUCAUGUACGGGCCGCCGGGCUGCUCCAAAACCAUGAUCGCCAAGGCGCUCGCCACCGAGAGCGGUCUCAACUUCAUCUCCAUCAAGGGCCCGGAGCUCUUCAGCAAGUGGGUGGGGGAGUCGGAGCGCGCCGUGCGGGAGGUGUUCCGCCGCGCGCGUCAGUCGGCGCCCGCCGUCGUCUUCUUUGACGAGCUGGACGCUCUGGCGGUGCGGCGCGGUGACUCGGGCGCCAGCAGUGUGGCUGAGCGCGUGCUGGCGCAGCUGCUGACUGAGAUUGACGGCGUCAGCGCGCUGCGUGACGUCACCGUCGUGGCGGCCACUAACCGGCCCGAUCUGAUCGACCCGGCGCUGCUGCGGCCCGGCCGGCUCGAUCACGUGGUCCACGUGCCGCUGCCGGACGCCGAGACACGUGCCGAGAUCGGCCGCAUUCGUCUGGCCGGGAUGCCAGUGGCGGCCGCCGUGACACCCCAGUGGCUGUCGGAGAGGACGGAAGGCUACUCGGGCGCCGAGGUUUCCGCUGUCUGUCACGAGGCGGCGCUGCUGGCGCUCGAGAGGGACGUAGAGGCCGACACCGUGGAGCUGGAAGACUUCCAGGUGGCGCUGCGCACAGUGCAGCCCCGGGUCACGGACUAUGACCUGGUGUACCGACAGUUUGCCGAAAAUCACCGAAAACGGUAGGUAGCUCAGGGGAUCUGCUCACACUGUUUUGUUAUGAAAUACACAUUGAGUGGAACUA
Molecule: messenger RNA, 2744 nt
Organism: Amphibalanus amphitrite
Lineage: Eukaryota; Metazoa; Arthropoda; Thecostraca; Balanomorpha; Balanidae
Product: ATPase family protein 2 homolog
Exons: 2
Coding region: 284-2686 (800 amino acids)
Cellular component (GO): cytoplasm
Molecular function (GO): ATP binding; ATP hydrolysis activity
Source: RefSeq, a predicted model, not a curated record